Messenger RNA from Physeter macrocephalus (sperm whale), 366 nucleotides. RefSeq names its product protein phosphatase Slingshot homolog 1-like. The annotation marks the transcript as partial. The record is from RefSeq and is a predicted model, not a curated record. Gene Ontology annotation, molecular function: phosphoprotein phosphatase activity; actin binding. Gene Ontology annotation, cellular component: cytoplasm. The transcript is spliced from 4 exons. Lineage: Eukaryota; Metazoa; Chordata; Mammalia; Artiodactyla; Physeteridae. Gene Ontology annotation, biological process: actin cytoskeleton organization; negative regulation of actin filament polymerization.
GGCGGCGGCGGUGGCGGCUGCGGCUCUAGUCCGAGGCUUCGGCGGCGCCCGCGCGCCGCGCCGCAGCCAUGGCCCUGGUGACCCUGCAGCGCUCGCCCACGCCCAGCGCCGCCUCCUCCUCCGCCAGCAACAGCGAGUUGGAGGCUGGCAGCGAUGAAGAUCGCAAGUUAAACCACAGCUUAAGUGAGAGUUUUUUCAUGGUGAAAGGAGCAGCCCUCUUCUUACAACAGGGAAGCAGCCCUCAAGGCCAGCGGAGUCUUCAGCAUCCCCACAAGCAUGCAGGGGACCUGCCUCAACAUCUUCAAGUAAUGAUCAACCUUCUGCGUUGUGAAGAUAGAAUCAAGCUGGUAAGAAGAGACGCGAGUG